UGGCUCUGGCAGUGAGGGGGCGGAGCUAGAAAUCAGCCGUCAACAGCUGCAGAAAGAUGGGGGCCCGUAUACUGACUGCAGUGCCAUAGACCAUAGGGGAGAGCGUCCACCCUAUCUCUGCUUUUCAAGGGUUGGUGGUGAGGACACUUAGAGACGCUUGAGGUUUCCCUCUUUUCUGCACUGUGGUCCUUCAAAAACACUAUGAGUGAAAUAGACGACUUCUGUCCUCACCUGGACUCAAUAGGAGAAGUCACCAAGGAGGAGCUGAUCUUGAAAUCGAAGGGAACAUGUGAGUCUUGUGGAGCUGGCGGACCCAACCUGUGGGCCUGUCUGCAGGAUGAGUGCCAGUACGUGGGAUGUGGCGAGUCCUAUGCUGACCACAGUACCCUGCAUGCCCAGGCUAAGAAGCACAAUCUGACGGUGAACCUGACCACCUUCCGGGUUUGGUGUUACGCUUGUGAGAAGGAAGUUUUCCUGGACUCUCGGGUUCCUUCUCCUCCUCACUCCCAGUCAACUUCUCCCAAACUGAUCCACAGGGAAGUACCUGCUGCUGUCCACCCAUUAAAGUCGGUCCCCAUCGCGGUGGCUGAUGAUGGAGAGUCAGAGAGCGAUGAUGAUGACCUGAAGCCCAGAGGUCUCACAGGGAUGAAGAACAUUGGUAAUUCGUGUUACAUGAAUGCGGCACUGCAGGCGCUUUCCAACUGCCCUCCACUGACGCAGUUCUUUUUAGAGUGCGGGGGUCUGGUGCGGACGGACAAGAAGCCGGCGCUGUGCAAGAGCUAUCAGAAACUCAUUUCAGAACUGUGGCACAAGAAGCGUCCUAGUUACGUAGUGCCCUCAAGCCUUUCUCAUGGAAUCAAAUUGGUUAACCCUUUAUUUCGAGGCUAUGCCCAACAGGACACCCAGGAAUUCCUGCGCUGCCUUAUGGACCAGCUACACGAAGAACUUAAGGAACCCAUAGCCUGUCAUAACCAAGAACGUGAAGAAGAGGAGAGGGAGGAGCAGCGGGAGAUGGAGCGCGGCACAACAGAGGAUGACUUUCUGUCCUGUGAUUCUGGCGGGGAGAUGGGUGACGGGGAAGGUGGAGGAGGGGGGAAGGGCUCGUUGUCGGAGAUGGAGCUGUUGAUCAGGGAGGAAGCUGGAAGGUCCAUCUCUGAGAAGGAAAAGCUGAAAGAGAGAAGGUUGUCGUAUUGUCACCGCAGGACCAGCUCCGAGCAGGCGGAUGAGGAUGCAGAUGUGGACACGGCAAUGAUACCAGAGCCUGACAACGAAGCCUACAUGCGCUGCUCUUCUCGGUCCUGCAGUCCUCACCCUCCUGACUCGCACGCCAAACUCUCCAGCAGCCCCCCUCGCUCCAGCCCACUACGCACGGCACACUCCUACGUCUUAAAGAAGGCGCAAGUCGCGAGCGGAGGGAAACGGCGGUCAGAAGUCAGAUAUCGCAGCGUCAUUUCUGAUAUCUUCGAUGGGUCCAUUCUGAGCCUGGUCCAGUGCCUGACAUGCGACAGGGUGUCCACCACCAUCGAGACCUUUCAGGACUUGUCACUUCCUAUCCCAGGAAAGGAGGACCUGGCGAAGCUUCACUCUAGCAUCCAUCAAAGUGCUGUGGUCAAAGCUGGCGCCUGUGGAGAAAACUACAGCACCCAGGGGUGGCUGGCCUUUCUUAUGGAGUACAUCCGCAGGAUUGUGGUCUCCUGCAUCCCAACCUGGUUCUGGGGCCCCGUGGUCACCCUGGAGGACUGUCUUGCUGCUUUUUUUGCUGCUGAUGAGCUAAAAGGUGAUAACAUGUAUAGCUGUGAGCGCUGUAAAAAGCUACGAAAUGGAGUGAAGUAUUGUAAAGUUUUGCGGCUCCCGGAGAUCCUCUGUAUACACUUGAAGCGCUUCCGACACGAGGUGAUGUACUCCUUCAAGAUCAGCAGCCAUGUUUCCUUCCCCUUGGAGGGCCUGAAUCUCCGACCUUUCCUGGCCAAGGAGUGCGUGUCCCAUAUCACCACCUACGACCUGCUGGCUGUCAUCUGCCAUCAUGGAACUGCAGGGAGUGGUCAUUACAUAUCCUACUGCCAGAACGGGAUUAAUGGUCAGUGGUACGAGUUUGAUGACCAGUACGUCACCGAGGUGCACGAGACUGUGGUUCAGAAUGCAGAGGCGUACGUCCUCUUCUACAGAAAGAGCAGCGAGGACGCGGAGCGGGAGAGGCAAAAGGUGGUGUCCCUGGCAGCCAUGAAGGAAUCCGGUCUUCUACAGUUCUAUAUCUCUCGCGAAUGGCUCAACAAGUUCAACACUUUUGCAGAACCGGGACCAAUAACUAACCAAAGCUUCCUCUGCCGUCAUGGAGGAAUUCCCCCUAACAAGUAUCAUUAUAUUGAUGACCUGGUGGUGAUCCUGCCUCAGAGUGUAUGGGAGUAUUUGUACAACAGUUUCGGGGGAGGCCCGGCUGUCAACCAUCUGUAUGUUUGCUCUAUAUGUCAAGUUGAAAUUGAGGCUUUGGCAAAACGCCGGAAAACCGAGAUUGACACUUUUAUUAAGCUGAAUAAAGCUUUUCAAGCGGAGGAGUCUCCCAGCGUCAUAUACUGUAUCAGCAUGCAGUGGUUUCGAGAGUGGGAAGCCUUUGUCAAAGGCAAAGACAAUGACCCCCCAGGACCAAUCGAUAACAGUAAGGUGGCACUGACCAAGAGUGGAGGACACGUGCAGCCAAAACAGGGUGCGGAUUAUGGGCAGAUCUCUGAAGAGACCUGGAACUACCUCUUUAGCAUAUACGGAGGAGGCCCGGACAUAGCGAUUCGGCAAACCAUUGCACCACCUCAGGAGCUGGAGCGUCUCCACGGAGAGCAGAAGAUAGAAGCGGAAACUAGAGCGGGCUAGCAGUGACCGAGGCCCACUUGAAUGUCGACCCCUAGUGGUAGCGUUGACUACUACGCCAGGUUACCGCACUUCUAGAAGCACUUUCGGAUGAGCUGCGUGCACGGACACUGUGUUUUAUCCUUAGCAUCCUUGGGAACGCCGUAUGUUGCAGAUACUAAAUCGCCUAUGAUGAUGAUAAAAAAAAAAAAAAAAGAAGCUAUUUAAAACAUAUUAACUUCCCAGGUCGUUAGUUAACUAAA
Bufo bufo (common toad) is the source of this 3101-nucleotide messenger RNA. It is a transcript of the gene USP20, whose product is annotated as ubiquitin specific peptidase 20. Gene Ontology annotation, molecular function: cysteine-type deubiquitinase activity; zinc ion binding. Gene Ontology annotation, biological process: protein deubiquitination. NCBI's taxonomy places the organism in Eukaryota, Metazoa, Chordata, Amphibia, Anura, Bufonidae. The transcript is spliced from 25 exons. Bases 202 to 2862 code for a protein of 886 amino acids. The record is from RefSeq and is a predicted model, not a curated record.